AUGGAGAAAAAGAAAAUGAUUCUUCGUUCUGUUCCACAGCUUGGAACCUUCGCUGUUCUUGAUAUACUAUUCACGAUAUAUGAACACAGUUCGCAAGGUUCAUCAGCAGAAGCUCGGCAUUUCGUUGAUUCGAUAUUCAAGUUGAAAAGCGGAGAAUUUUUGAAUCAUUUCAAAACGGCCAAAGGCGAACAAUCAAUUGUAGUUUGCGACGUUGAUGUGUUAGCCAGUGACAUGAUGAUUCAUUUAGGUUUAGAUGAUCUUCCGAUCGGAUUGAGAUCAGUCAAUUAUCGGUUCGAUAGGAUUGCCAACUACUCAACUCGUCGAACAGUUCUGAAUUCAAUUGAUCCAUGUGUUCAAACUGAAAAUCCAAUCAUUCUUCGUAACUAUCAAGAAGAGUUGUGUCGCUUGGCUAUAGAAGGCGUCAAUACUAUCAUCACCGCGCCAACUGGAACUGGAAAGACUGUAGUGGCAGCUAAAAUUAUCAAACAUCACUUCGAAGUCGAGGAAAAUAAGGAGCAAAGAUUUAAGGCUCUUUUCAUGACACCAAACACGACGAUUCUACAUCAACAAGCCGACAAAUUGAAGUACUAUCUCGGACACGCUUACAAUAUCAGAAUUUGUCAAGGAUCAGAUAACACUUCGGUUCGCGGAGCAGUUCUUUCUAAUGAUGUUAUUGUGGCAACACCUCAAAUGAUUGUUAAUCUGUGCAACGAACAUGAUGACGAAUUAUCAGAGUUCUCGAACGAGAAAUUCUAUCUUUCAACCUUCACAAUAAUCGUUUUCGAUGAGUGUCAUAGUACGGUGAACAACUCUCCCUAUGCAAAUAUCAUGCGGGAGUAUCAUAAUCUCAAAAACAUGGGAACUGUACCGGAUGGUCAACAUCUUCCUCAAAUAGUGGGACUUACUGCAUCUCUUGGAGUCGGCAAGAGCAAAGAUAAAGAAGUCGAACACAUUGCGAAUAUGUGCUCAACUCUGGAUGUAAAUAAAAUAAGUACCGUUCAGGAGUACAAAGAAGAUCUGAGAAAUUUCUCACCGAUCAUUCCAGAACAAAUUGACUUCUUCCCAAAGUCGACUGACGGAACAAGCAGAGACUUUGCAGUUUCAGUGAUGAAAUUGAUGGAUAAAGUAUUUCAAUUGAUGUAUAAAGCAUUUACCGACGUAGAAGAGCUUAUUAAAGUUUCUGAUGGAGGAAAAGCAGAGCUACCACAAAAGGACCACACCAAAUUUCUCAACUGGUUGAGUGUUACAAAACGAAAUUUAGCAGAAAGAAUGUUCGCGGAGAUAGAAAUAAGAUCAAUGAAGCAAUACAAGUUCUAG
Messenger RNA from Caenorhabditis briggsae, 1317 nucleotides. The coding region runs from base 1 to 1317 and encodes 438 amino acids. NCBI's taxonomy places the organism in Eukaryota, Metazoa, Nematoda, Chromadorea, Rhabditida, Rhabditidae. The transcript is spliced from 7 exons. Gene Ontology annotation, molecular function: ATP binding; nucleic acid binding. The record is from RefSeq and is a predicted model, not a curated record. Gene Ontology annotation, cellular component: cytoplasm.